Botrytis cinerea B05.10 is the source of this 2090-nucleotide messenger RNA. RefSeq names its product Bcoma1 (gene Bcoma1). Lineage: Eukaryota; Fungi; Ascomycota; Leotiomycetes; Helotiales; Sclerotiniaceae. Gene Ontology annotation, cellular component: mitochondrial inner membrane. Gene Ontology annotation, molecular function: metalloendopeptidase activity. Gene Ontology annotation, biological process: protein quality control for misfolded or incompletely synthesized proteins; mitochondrial protein processing. The record is from RefSeq and is a predicted model, not a curated record. Bases 298 to 1398 code for a protein of 366 amino acids. The transcript has 4 exons.
GACCAUCGUUUUCUAAUAUUCUCUGUAUUUUCUAAAGGAACUCUUGUCAAUCGAACAUCGGCCUGCUCCUGAAUGGCAUAUACCUCAGACGGCUCCAAGUCUAUUUGACUCAUGUCUGGGUGGUUUGAGUUGAUAUGGUUUUCCUUAUCGGCUGACAUGACGCUUGGAGUGAUGAUCCAAUUCAAGUAAUGCGCACAAGGAAUACGUUCGCAUCGCCCAUCCAAACGCAAAUAUUAUUCAACCUCGCCUCCACAUACCAUUACUAUUGUCGUUCCCCAUUCAAACAUAAGACGAGAGAUGAUAUCCAGAUCUAUCUUGCGAAGUGUAUCGCUUCGCAAUGCCAUCGCACAUUCUCCCAAUACUCCCCCUCUCCUACAGCCGUUGUCUGCUACCCAAUAUAAGUUGCCAAGAUGGUCACAUCCAUCGACAAAUCCAAUCCAUUCGCGAGGCUACCAAGGGCGCAGGCAGAGAUACUACAGAUUUGAUCCUGAUGAAGCUCGAAAUGCGCGCCCUCUCUUUUCCGAGCAACAUAUCAAAAACUUCACCAAACAUCCUGCUUUACACUCAUUCAUAGCCCUAUUAGCUGGCGGUGGUGUAUUGGUUUAUGCUAGCAAUAUCGAGGAUGUGCCGGUUUCAGGAAGGAGACGGUUCAACAUAUACAGUCAUCAGGAUAUGGAAGCAGAAGGGCAGAUGAUGUAUGAACAAAUAUUGCGGCAGUAUCACAACCAUAUUCUUCCCGACUGGGAUAAGAGGACCCAGAUGGUGCAGAGAGUUAUGAGUCGACUAAUACCUGCGAGUGGCCUCGACAACGUAGAUUGGGAAGUAAAUGUGAUACAGUCUCAAGAAAUGAAUGCCUUUGUCAUACCUGGAGGCAAAGUGUUUGUCUUUACAGGAAUAUUGCCGAUUGCUAAAACAGAUGACGGCCUUGCUACAAUUCUUGGUCAUGAAAUUGCACAUAAUAUCGCAAAUCAUUCGGGAGAAACAAUGAGUAAAAGCGCCGUCUUUUAUAUGCCGCUGCGUAUAUUGUUUCGAUUCCUGGACGCCACUGGAUAUACUGGAGGUCUAGGUCAAAUAUUGGGAGCACUCGCACUUGAGUUUGGCAUGAAUUUACCGGCAUCAAGAAACCAGGAAACAGAAGCUGAUCAUAUUGGACUGAUGAUCAUGGCAAAGAGCUGUUAUAAUCCCCACGCGGCAGUAGGCGUGUGGGAGAGGAUGCAGGCCGCAGAGAAGAAUGCUCCACCCGAGUGGUUUUCAACUCAUCCAUCGAAUAGCAAUCGAAUAACGCAAAUGCAAGAAUGGAUGUCCAAAGCGGAGGCCGCGAGAGAUGAGAGUGGAUGUGCGCCCACUAUGAAUAAUUUCAACAGCUUUCAAAAUGCAUAUGGCGGACUUUGGUCAUGAGUAUGAUAGCUAUGUGUACGCCUGUAUGAGUACCUACAAAAAGGGAGCUUCUGGACAGCAGCGGGAUAGGUCGGAAAGCGCGGGGAGCCCAGCUGCCAGUCUAUGAAUGGAUUGGGCCUGAAAUAGGAUUUACUCUACUCCAAUUAUUACUAGACUCAUGCUAGUAAGUCUAUUUUCCUACUGUACUUCACACCGCAGGAGCGAACUGGUGAAUCAAAUUACGCAGUUGUAUCGGACACCUAAUGUCGUUCAUCAAUACAUACAGUGCCCUACUGAGAGCACCAUUCACACUUUGAAUUACUUGUGGCUAUCCCGCUUUAAAGUUCAUUAUCCGGGGUCCACUCAACUAGUAGAUCUCCAAACAUCAAGUCUCUCAAUGAGACGUUUUGAUGUCAAAUUCGAAGGUGGCAUAAUUAGUACUGAGUUAGAUAAAAGAACAUGCUACUUCCUUCUCUGCUGAGCUAGUGCCGCGUAGUGACUGAAUUGCAUAAGUCGUAAAGUAUCUCCAGCGGGAUAUCGAAAAUACACUCUUUUCGAUAUUCAAAAUCAAAUCAGUCAAUCACUGUUUCUGAUUGAAAUUUGAAUGAACGAACUCAUAAGCUUCGAAUUCAACAAACAUUCUAUAUAGUUCAUAUUUUGAAUGGACGUGCACAUCAUUGUAAAGUAUUUGGAAUAUAAGUAUUUUCAGUGCA